AACGUCAUUUGUAAGUGCCAAAUGUCUAGUAAACCAUUUCAAUAAUCUCUAUAAAAUUGAUAAGAUUAUGCCUCCUACCUAUAUCGGAUUGUAGAUUUGUAGCUCUCACAAACUGUUACAAUUUUAACUUCUACUAAAUACAAGCAAUAAUCAUGUCAUCGACACACAUCUUUAAUGUGGAAAUGACCUGUGAGGGCUGUUCUGGAGCUGUGGAAAGAGUUCUUAACAGGCUAAAAGGGCAGGGAGUCGAGAAUGUGUCUAUAAGUCUACCGGAACAGAAAGUAUCAGUGACAUCAACACUCAGCGCUGACCAUCUCUUGGAUGUGAUCAAGAAAACAGGAAAGAAAACUACUUAUGUAGGGAAGGAAUAAUACUUUUGUCAGUUGCAUAGCAUACCAGUGAUAUGGCAAUCAGGUUUGAUGACAUCAUUUUUCAUUGAUUUACAAUUCAUCUAAUUGUAUUUGUGAUAUGCACUCAUUCUACAACAAGAACCCUGACUGACCACACUGGCCAGAAGGAUGGGGUUUUCUGGGAAUAAAUCAUAUAAGUACAUCAUUUAAAAGGCAACUAGAUGUUUAUGUCAUUCUC
Messenger RNA from Ostrinia nubilalis (European corn borer), 588 nucleotides. It is a transcript of the gene Atox1, whose product is annotated as copper transport protein ATOX1. Gene Ontology annotation, molecular function: copper chaperone activity; metal ion binding. Bases 153 to 371 code for a protein of 72 amino acids. NCBI's taxonomy places the organism in Eukaryota, Metazoa, Arthropoda, Insecta, Lepidoptera, Crambidae. The transcript is spliced from 2 exons. Gene Ontology annotation, cellular component: cytosol. Gene Ontology annotation, biological process: copper ion transport. The record is from RefSeq and is a predicted model, not a curated record.